CUUGAUUUUGUACAACAGCUUCCGCCACUCAUUUCCGCCUUUUUCUGUUGAUUACGACCGGGAACUUCAGCAUUUGCUCGGUCGACGAUUCUAUCUGUGUUGGUUGGUUUACAAUCUUCUAUAAUGAACUGGGUUGGCGGGUCAAGGAGCCGUCUUAUCUUGAAGAAUGACACAAAAAAGCAGCGAGAGUUCUUUCAAAAGAGGAAAAUGCAAGAUAAACUUAAAAACAUGGCGGCUGCUUCGUCAUCCUCCCCUAAAGGCAUCCCUUUUGGAAGUAUGGACCUGCUCACACUGUUUGUUGUCAACCAGAUUGCUGCCAAAAAGGAACAUAAAGAUCCUCCUUCAGUGUCUGUGCUGAGCUCCAAAGGAAGAGGGAAGAAGAGGGGAAUCGAACCGUUGGUGCUCCCGAUGAGCCCCUGCUCUCCAUCACAGCUGAGUCUGGUUGACAGCCAACCUCAAUACAGCAUUCAGGGAGCAAGGGCAAAACAGAUUAUCCCGCAAGCGUUCAAGACUCGGCAAUUUUCACCUGUUCUGGAGGCAGCCUAUUCAGACAACAGCGUGUCAGACUACCUGAUGCCAACAGUGGAUCCCCUCAGCCCCUUCUCAUCCUCCUCCUCCUCCUCAGGACAAGGGAGGUUCUACCAGCAGUUGCAAGCACAGCCACAUUCUCAGUGGCCGCCUUCACCUUGGGACACAUCGGGUCUGGAUCAGAACACGUUUCAGCCUUACUGUGAGCCCAGACCAAUGACAUGGUCUUCUGGUUCUUACCUGGCCACUUCCCCUCCUUCGCAAUUAUUCAAACGCGCAAAACAUGAAGUCACCUCUCUGCAGCCAAAACAGGAACCCAUGAUGGACUUCACUCUGAACCAGAUGAGAGGCGAGCAGCCCUUUGAAGAGGAUGUCUUCAUGGGCUUCACCAAUGAAGACUUAAGCGUGUGUGAUUUUGGGAGAGAAAAACCUAAGAUCUACCUUAAAGAUGAACCAGGAGACAGAGCUUCAUCACCACAAACUGUCCCGGAGCCACAGGUCAUUGGCGUGCAGCAGCCGCCAAGCUGCAGUAGCAUGAACUUUUCGUGCCCCGACUACCCAAUGAAUGGCCAUUCACCAAUUUCCUCGUGUAGACGGGGUUACCAGAGUUCAGAUUCCAUUGAUAGUGAAGAACGCCAUCAGGCAUCGGAUGGAGACUGUUGUUUAGACGCUACUCCCCGCAGAAAUCAACAGCAGAGCGGGCAUCGUCUGGAAAUGUGCACAUGCAAGAAAACAUGCAGGGAAAUGAGAGAAGCACAAACCCAAACCUCCCCUGAGAUGUGCGACGCCGCCACUCAGUGCGAGCCCACUUUGGGUGUACGCCUUUCAACUGAUAUGUCACCACAGCGGGCCUCCAGCAGAGGGCGCACAGGUUGCUCAGACUUUUCAACAGCUGGCAAGAAGAGCUCCACCACAAACAGAAGGGUGCAGCAAGAUGAGGUCAAAGGGCAACAAGAACCCUCAUGUGAUGCCAUCCUGGAGCAGGCAUCCACCACCAAAAGACCCCCAGAAGAGGCUGAAACACGUAAGGAAAUAGCAGACAUUUUGCUCAUGCUCAAACAAAGAUAAGAGUGAUGAGGACAUACCUGUUCCGUGUGUGUUGUCUUAAUUGAAUGACCUGUUGUCAUAGCAACACUGUCAAAUAAAACCCCCAAAGCAGCA
Molecule: messenger RNA, 1689 nt
Organism: Nerophis ophidion (straightnose pipefish)
Lineage: Eukaryota; Metazoa; Chordata; Actinopteri; Syngnathiformes; Syngnathidae
Exons: 16
Coding region: 124-1596 (490 amino acids)
Source: RefSeq, a predicted model, not a curated record